AUGACUUCGCGCCCACCUGUGACAGAGCGAAUAUCGUGGUUUGAACAUGUUGCUGUGGAAAAGGACACUACCGUCGAUAUUGUCGCUGUGCCCCCAAUCGGCGCCCGUCAUAGAAGGACAUGGGCAUCGCACGGUACCAAGUCGUCUUGGCUUGAUACUGAGCUCUUCCAACAUGUACCACGAGCACGAGUCUUGCUGUACAACUAUGGGGAGCUACAUGAGGACGAGAUCGACAAAUUGGGUCAACGACUGUUGAAUCAACUACAUACGGAGCGCAAAUACCAUACCGCGCGUCGGCCUAUCUUCUUUGUCUGUCAUAGCACUGGUGGGCUUGUUGUGAAAGCAGCUCUAGCUCUAGCAUCACGGGAACCCGAUCAGGCCAUCUUGACCAGUUGCCAUGGCAUUGCCUUCUUUGCGACUCCCCAUCAAGGAUCAACUUAUCUCUCAGCCAAUGAGUAUGCCCCCAGUAUCCACCACAUACUGCAUCUGGAGCACGAGACUCCAUCGGCGCUUAGAAAACAGUUCCGUCCGCGCCAAGAGUGGCUAUGGCAUCUGUCUAACCGCUUCAAGGCUCUUUCGGCGGAUAUGAAGGUUUGGUCUUUUCUCGAAACCGUUGAUUCGACUAUGCAUGUUGCCGAUGCUCAAACAAAGAAUGUAAUGGAGUUCCAUGCUCCCAUUACUUCAAUUCGGUCGGGAUUGUUAGGCAUCGAGCAUGAAAAGGAGAUACCUGUGGCAACAGACCAUGCGGGAAUAGCAACUUUUCACGGCCAAGCGUCAGCUCGGGAAGAAUUUCUCAGCGAGCUUGGUGCCGCUGUGAGUAUUGCUGUUGAAAUCUCGGGUCGUGAGGAUACGCCCUUGGACGUGGAACAAAAUGUCAUGGUUCAAAUAAAUGCUUUCUUUGAGGAUACCGCACUGGGCGUCAGCGACGAAAGCCCACUCAAGUUAUGGUCAUCUAAAGUCUCAUUGAAAGAUUUUCUCUCCCGGGGACCAUCAGCAUGCCUUCGAGAGAGACUGGGCCGAGGCCAGCCCAGUGGGCUGGAUGAUUCGUCGAUCAGCAGUUUUGAUAGUCCGCGCUCAUCUUACAUUGCUUCUGGUUCCGAUGCCCGGGGGCGUAAUAAAGACCAUCACGAGGAGAAGCCAAAGCCCUUGACACCAGCUCUGCCGUACAAGCAAAGCUUUGAGAGUACUGCAAGUACAUCUAGUCGAUUCCCACGAAUUCACAUCACCGAAGCAGACAUAGAGCGCGCCAAUGACCCACCAAGCCCGCCGCCGCCUCAGACGCAGAAGCGGAAGAAUUCGAUCACAAAGGCGUUCGGAUUGAUUCCAGUGAAGCUAUCUCACCGCCGAGGCUCAGCUGACAGCAACUCUGACGCCAGUAGUGAACCACGACCCUCGCACCCAACAUCGGCAUCACAACAAGCGGAAUCAUCUUUCCUCGCAAUACCCAAGAGCACCCGAGAUCGCAUCAACCAGGGCGGCGAGGCAGCAGACAUUCCCCGAGCAGUUCCCCGUUUCGACCGACCUGAUGCUGGUAGCGAGAAAUUAAUAUGGAUUCAUGUGCCCUAUACACAUACGGGUUGGGUAUCCCAAGUCAUCCGCCGAGCUUGUCGGGAUACCCAAGAGCCUAACAAUUUUGUUCGAAAAUUUAUCAAUGACGAGAAUUGGUAUCUCCGUCUAAAUAGAGCUCGCCAUCUUGAGCCUCAUGCGCGUUUUGUCAAGCCUGCAUGUAUUCACUCAAGGCAAUCGGAGUUUCCCCAGGAUCCUUCCGAUACUUCGGACGAUCCUCAACUCGCUUUAUACGUCCCCUUCCUCCACUGGGAUACAUACCGCAACCUCAUCCAACGGCGUAAGGUAGUCGAGGAACGGCUUCGCCAAGGUCGAUCAAGACCCGUGCCAGAUCGCAUCUCAAAAGCAAGCCUGGAAGCCCAGCUAAUCUGGACCUACCUUGGUAGCGAGCCCCCAGUGCAUUUCCGCCGCACACUAGAUCAAUACGGCUAUCCCAAUCUACGCUCGACGGUCGCAAGGGACGACGACCAAAUGCUCUGGAAACGAACUCGCAGACCAGCGCGCAUCGAUGAACAGCUCAGGGAGUAUCUACAGCCUGAUGAUGAUGAUCCCGAUAAACCAGGUGCCGACGAGUUCAUGAAUGGGAAUGUGUUGAUGGUCGAUCAGCUCUGGAUCUGGAUCAUUGAUGAAAAGACUGUUAUUACGUUCUUCCCUCAGCAGGAAGCGACUACCUCUGAAGGCAAGCUCUUUGAGCAGUCUAACCUGCAUAAUAGCAUAUACAAUGAAUUGAAUGGAGACCUAUCACGUCGCUUCGAGACCGCCGGCGAUUUGGCUGCUCUUAUCAUGCUACACGCUGUGACUGUUCUCUUGGACAAGACAUUGCACCAUGAUCUGCAAAUAUUGCGGAUCUUUGAAGAGUCAAUUAGUAUAUUGACUGAAUCCGUGACCAAGUCUUUCAAGCGCUUCCGCAAUAGAGGCUUCACCAAUCGCCCAUCAGAUCAUGACCGCGCCGCAAGUGGCAAGACGAUGAGCGCUGCCCAGCGAGACGAUAUCGAACACGAGGCUGCUCGACGAAAUAGAGAAGAUCUUUCGGUCCUAUUGGAACUGCGCGACAUCGAGGAUGAGCUAUCCACUAUUCUAAAGCUACUCGAUCAACAAGACACAGUCAUUAAAAGUAUGACCAGAUACUUUGAUGUCAAAGGAUACGGAAAAUCCUUCCUCGACACAGCGCAGGCGCGGAUCGAUGAGUAUAGAUCGCAGAUCAACGAGAUGAAAGGCGAUAGCCAUCUAGCACAGAAAGCAGUCGAAACUCUCCUUGAUUUGAAGCAAAAACAGGCAAAUGUCGACGAAGCCAAAAUGGCGAGAUGGGAGGCCGAAGUCACCCAAACUCAAUCGCGAGCCGUGAUGGUUUUCACGGUAUUCUCUGUUGUCUUCCUCCCUUUAUCCUUCUUCACCUCUCUCUUCGGUAUCAACGCUCGAGAGUGGAGCGGUGAAGCAGCAAACCCGUCCAUAUUCACAAUGUUUGAGAUAGCUGUCCCGGCCUCACUUUUGAUUAUCGUGAUCACCCUAGUUCUUGCAUUUAGUGAGGAUUUGCGCGAAAUUGUCUUCAAAUCGCACAAGAUCGGUUUCGGAUUACUCAAAGACUUCGUCUUCCGGCCGAUCCUAGAACCCUUGCAUUUGAGUCCCGCGGUCAAAUCACCUCCUACUGGUUUACCUGAGAAAUCCAGAUGGAGGAAACGCUUCGAUGAGUACCUUGGAUAUCGCCAGGACAAUAUGCAGCAUGAUGACGAUAUCUGGCAGCGGUGGCAGGAUGAUCGAAAUCAUCAGGCCAAGGAGAGCGGAAUGUGGGAAGGGGUUUGA
This is a messenger RNA of Penicillium paradoxum, 3366 nucleotides long. RefSeq lists its product as uncharacterized. Bases 1 to 3366 code for a protein of 1121 amino acids. Gene Ontology annotation, biological process: transmembrane transport; metal ion transport. The record is from RefSeq and is a predicted model, not a curated record. Lineage: Eukaryota; Fungi; Ascomycota; Eurotiomycetes; Eurotiales; Aspergillaceae. Gene Ontology annotation, cellular component: membrane. Gene Ontology annotation, molecular function: metal ion transmembrane transporter activity. The transcript has 11 exons.